AUGUCCGAAGGAAUUCAAAUUACAAUUCCCGAUUUUGACGAUGAGGACUAUGGCUCUUCUACAAUACCGUUUGGACGCUCCGCUGGCAAUGCAUUUGGAGCAAACUCUUCCGGGUUCGGUAGUGCAGGAGGUUUUGGAGGAACCAGCUCUGCGCCAGAUUCGCCUACUUCAAUAACACCAUUAGCUUCUGCGUUAGAUGGAACUGAAAGAAGCUUUUUCAGCUCUCACAACAGAGGCGAUUCCAUCACCUCUAUUGAGUCGGCUGGUUCUGGCUCUACACGUUUCCCCAAUUACCCCCGGUCAGCUACCUCUUUCAGCACCUUUACUCACUCUGCUCAGCCAUCGGUAAUAGCGUCCAGUGCAGGCUUCAAUAAAAAAUCCUCCUUUGCCUCCUUUCGUAAUGCCUUCAAAAGCGGGAAGUCCAACGAACUUCCGCCAGUUCCUCAGCUCGAUAAUUACGUGUUCAAGAACCCUUUCAACAGAUCCACGUCGUCUUUGAACAGCUCUUCUAUUGGAGUCACUGCAAAAGGGACUAUCACCACUAGUACGCCUUUUGGUCGACCACCUACUCCUGGUUCCGUCGAUACGAGAUACGGUCGCGCCAAAAAGAGUCAUGCUCAAGCUAAAUCGUUUCAUUCCCAGUCCGGUUCCAUCUUCCACGCAUCUGAUGGUGGUAGUGAAGGCCAUGGUAUAUCCUCGUCCCCUCCUCCUGUACCUCGCGUGCCGUAUAUCCGCAGUGAAACUCCGGACUUUGAAGACGAUAAGGUCGUCAUGGACCCCAAAACACCAUCGGAUUAUGCAUUGCACGCUGUCUUUAUACGGUUCGCCUCUUCUGCCGAAUCCAAGAUUGACGCAUUUUUGCGGCAACCACUUGAACAAGAUCCGCUUCUUCCUGAGCUUAUAGGGCCUGACGUCGACCCCAAAUUGGACGAGACACUUCUUUCGCUCGGGCAAAUAGCGCAAAAGCAUACAAAGCCGGUCAUUGACUCUAUUCUUCGGUGGAGGCGAAGUCAAGUGGAAAACGUAGGCUCAGACGUGAUUCGGUACCAUAUGUCACAUUCGCCAACGGGAACAGCACGCGUUAUACGAACGCACGACGUACCCGCGCUCUUGAAUGAACGCAAAAAUCUCGCUGCUAUCUACAUCAUGUGUCGCGCACUCAUCGCAGUGGUAAAGACACUUUCAAAAGACGCAAUCGGCGAGAAUUUAGGAUACUCGCUAGAGAAACUGACCUUCGAUCAGUUUCAAAAGCCUGAGUUGAAACUCCUUAUGCAGAGCACAAAUCAUCGGACAAAUGCAGAGCUCUCUGCUGCAUUGUUAGGACAUCUGGCUAAUAUCAGGUUUGUCAGUGUAACAGAUCGUUUCCUGGCGGAACUUGCUCCAGUUACUCGAGGGCAGGUACCUAAGGACCUUGACAUGAAAUAUGAGAACCUUAUAAAUAGUAUCAGACACAUCCAAAUCAAGGUUUGGCCUUCGGAAGCUUUUGAAGAGGGAGCAGAGUUCAUGGAGUCGUUAUCCAAAGCUUUCAUGCAGGCACAUGGAUUUCGACUCAAGACCGCUUUCGCUGAAACGUUGAUCCACCUUUUGCACCCUAUAGGAAAGACUGCUCAAGCUGAAACCAAUUUUCCAUUAUGGGGCAAGGCUAUUGAACUUAUUUAUCCUAAAGCUCGUGAUAUGGCAGCCAAACCACGGUAUUGGAACGUCGCCUUUCCGUUAAUGAUAACCAGCCUCUGUGUCGCUCCGCAAGACUUCUACCGAAAACAUUGGGUCGCCUGCUUUGAGGCUUCAAUCCCCAAAUUGAAGGAAAAAUCUCUGCGUAUACCGGUUCUCAAUGGGAUGAUGCGCCUCAUUUGGACUUAUCUUUAUCGUUGCCAAGAAUCCCCCUCGACUACCACGACCAAAUUGGAAAACCUCUUGAAGCACUUUUUUCCACCGAAUCGGACCACCGUCUAUCCAAACGAAGAUCAUCUCGAGCCCUUUAUCUAUAUCGUUCAUUUCGUUCUUUCGCGGCAUUUUGAAUUUGGAAGAGACUUAUGUUUGGAGCUUAUACAAGAAUCGUCCAUCAAUUUGGCUUAUCAGACUAAAGGAGGGAGUAUUGCUCAUACCUUCGCAUCCGAACGGACAUCGAUUGCCACUCAAGCUAUUCUAAUGUCAUUGCAUGGCAUGGAAAGGGACUCUUCAACACCCAGUUGGCCGACCACUGUUGACUUUUUUGAACCUUCUUGCUGGUCCGACUAUCCUACUUCGUCCGAUAUCCUCCCCGCGUCCAUCUUAUUGCGUCCUGGAAUGCAAGACUUUUUUGAUAGAUAUGGUUCCGCGCUUGCCAAUAUUGCUAGUGCGUGUGGGAACGGUGUUGGUCGAAUGUCGAUGUUCGACGAACAAUGGUCCUGGGCACGUUUGAACCCUUCUUACGAAGAGUCGCACAAUUAUAUUAGGCGAAAACGCCUCGAGGUUGGAAACGUAGGGUAUCCGACGAAUUUGAUUUCCCAGAUCAACCUCUUGCAGACUUGCUUCAUGUCAUGGCCGAGGUGUCUCCAUCCUUCCUUGCCUGUAACCGAAGCCGUUGACAUGCUUUUGCGAGGCGUAGUCCAUGUGGAACCAUCAGUUGGGGAUGUUGCAUGUGAAGCACUCCGACGCUUUUUAUCGGACCCUUCCCAUUCUCUGUCAGUCGUCGCGCAGUUUACGCAAUUCCUCUUCAAUCCGUCAAGACUAUCACAAGAAGGUUCUGGAACGCGAAUGCUGUUUGAAUCACAGCAACUCCUUGACCUCUGGCUGAAUGCUGUAGAAAGUUGGAUUGGAAGAUUGACGCAUCAUUCCCCUCAUGAGCUAGCACAGGAAGAAGACAUAAUCACACCUCGCUGUCUUGAGAUCGAGGCUGGUGCAAUGUUCCUUUUGUCACAUGUAAAGCUGCGCAUCCGUCUCGCAGGUGUAAAGGUGGUUAGGAUACUAGGAAGUCUGAUGUAUCACUUGUCUCCGGAGCCUUCCGGUCCGACAGAAUCUGCACCCUCUUCAUCUUUCGUGGCUUUACUGCAUGGUAGGGGAGGACACACCCCACUGCUAGAUGGGUUUGACGAGUUCCUUGAUAAAGCCGAACUUUCUAGAUUACAGUAUUGGCAAAAGUCCAAGGAACCUCAAGUGGAACUACUGAUAGCAGAGAGCGAAGACGAGAGGGACCCUAAGAUCUGGCAUCAUGUUUUUCCGAAAUUUGUACAGGCUUGCAUGCAUAUAAAUGCUCAAAACCUAGUCAUGUUCAGAGACGUCUUGGUUGCUGCUGGAACGCGGUAUCAUGCAACUAUGACCCAAUUGGCCGGUCUCAGUUCGAAGUUGUCCGGUAGUCGCUCGCCGAUGGGAUAUGACGGACCACGACUAGUGGAAGAAAAUAUGCAAUUGAUAGAGCAAUGGCACAUCUGGGUGAAGAUUCUAUGCGCCACCGCGAUUUCUCCGGAAGUUGCGCGACCAGUUUUGACGCAGCUUGCCCGCGAGCACUCUCGUGUACCGUCAGACACAAGCUUUGAACGUGAACGACUAAAUACAAGUCGUGGGCUUUUCCGGUAUCUCACUCCCUUCCUCGACUCUGAAUACACUCCUUUCUGUGAUGCGGCUGUUCUCUGUAUUAGCUCUUUCCCUCCUGAGGCUUAUCCUCAAUUACUCGAGGACUUGAGUCUAUUAGCAGGACGCCAAUUCUAUGACGACCCCAGAUUUAAAAUGGGUCUUUCUUUGUCCACCUCUCCCGACGGACUGUUGUCUACGCGCCAACCCCAUGAUGAUACUCGCUCGAAAGUCAAUGCGAUAUCAUUUGAGCGUAUCCGGCGACAAGAACGCCUUCAUUCUGCGGUUGCAAAGAUUUAUUAUAUCACUGCUCAUUUCCUCCAAUAUCAACGAUCUGCAGGAAGACAAGCCGCUCUCGCUAACGUUCUGAAAUUCGUUCGUAACACACAAACUUUUCUUACAUCACCAGAGAUGCGCGAGAAUUUUACGUUACAGCGCCUCCGACGCUACUUUUGUGGAAUAGUCGAACGUCUUUUCGAAGGACUAGCGACACUCGAAGGCGCUGAUCGUUUCAUUCCGGCAAACAUGCAUCUCACAUUGUAUCGUCUAUGUGAGGAAUGGUGUCAUUUUGGACCUCAACCAGAAUACGUAAAGCAACGUCUUUUAUUCAUGAAGAAGGCUGCGGCUUCAAGUGUAUCCGCUGAUGGUGCAACAUCUGCUGUAGAGCAAUUUCAAGAGGAAACGCUGAUGCUGUCUUAUGCUUCUGUAGGGGCAUUAUCUAUAUUAUGUCAGAAGGCCUUUUGUCCACCCGGUGUGUCAUCGGGAUCCCCGUCCGUCCGUCAUAGUCCAGAUUAUCUCAAGCCAUUGACUCCGAGCAACGUCCUAGAGCGUUUAAGCGCUAUCCUUACGUCGUCUCACCUGCCCACGCAAGAACGAGGAAAAAAAGCCUUGAAGUCUCUACUGGCCUCGAAUAAUGCCGAUAAGUCACUGUUGGACGAAGCAAUGAAGCGAGCCGUCGUCACUACCGAUCAAUCUGAUACCAACAACGGUCGAUUCUUCGAAGUCAUUUCUCAAGCAAUCGCUUCUUCCGGAAACCAUGGUUUCACUUUUGCUCAAGCUGUAUGUCUUGCCCUGUCAAAUCUGUGCCACCCUCUCUCGGAGCCCAGACGAGAAGCCUUCAAUUUGUUGGAAGCUAUUCAUUAUCAGGCUUCGGGAAUAUUGACCAUGUCCCAGUUUGAGGCGACCGUGAGCAGCUCAGCUUCAGGCGCCUAUAUUCAUUCCCAUCGACUCAUGUCGGAAUUCCUUGCUGGCGAACACCCCGAUCAUGCAAUAACUGUGCUUGCUCAAGUGGCUACAUGGUUGCCCGCGUUUCCCACCACCUCCGCUUUCAGUAUGGUCACUUUGUUGUUAUUACAAAGUCUGGAAUUUUGGAUACCUCACAUACAACUCAUGAAAGAUGAUAACCGUUCACUAUCUCAGGAAGCUUAUACUGCGCUUUACCAUCUCAUGGCUUUGACCUUGCGUUAUGGACAAAGUCAUCCAGAGCAAAUAUUGAUGCUAUGGACACGACUUGUUGAACCUCCCAAUCAAUCCAACGGCCAUGCUACGAUGCGCUUUUUACUAGAACAAUCGCAUAAAGUUGGCAGUACGGUCUUCAUAGAUAGUGCCUCUAAUAUUGUGGCCUGUAUAUGUCAAGGUCCUUCGGGUCGCCAAAUCUUCGAGGAGCUAUGUUCUUUGAUAGAGCCUGUACGGAUGCUACCGACCCUUGAACACAAGCUUGCCUUUCCAGAUGCGGUAGAUAUGGAGUUAUGGUCCGACCUUGAUGCUUUAUUCGUGGAUGGGCGUCCGCGUCUAUCUCUGGGCGCCGCUCAAUUUGCUUGGUUGUUUCUGGCAGACGUCGCAUUACCUCGCUAUUGGGAAUUAAGAGAACAAUUGCCUUCUUUACUUCACGCACUUUUCACGCACAUUGACAAUCGGACUUCCUUUGUACGACUUCGGGCUCGUUAUAUGCUUUUCCAGUUGUUGCGAGCUUGGGCCCCUGGGUACGAUGAAAUUCCGGAACACGCGAACUUCCGUAGUCGGGCCAUGCUGAGGAAUGAGCUAUUGGAAAUGGAGACAGAAGCUGAAAAGAUGUAUUGGUCAGAAGAAGAGAAUACUUCCGAAUCCGAACCUAAAAUGCAUUCGUUCUGCUCUCGCGUCAUUCAGUUCCUUGAACCGUUAUGUCCCUCUCUAAGAGAGAAAUGGGGAACCGUAGCUCUGGAAUGGAGUACUUCCUGUUCCAUCAGGUCUGUGGCAUUCCGCUCACUGCAAAUAUUCCGCGCUCUCCUACCUCGUUUGAAGACUCAGCAGCUCGCUUUGAUUAUUGGACGGCUAUCGAAUACUAUCUCAGCCUCAGACGACGCCGUCAAGCUCUUUACCACUGAAUUAAUUUUGACAGUGCACGCCAUCGUGUCAUCCAACAACUUCGAUAUGUCACUACUACCUCAAAUCUUCUGGUGUACCUGUGCAACUCUGACCACCACUGUAGAACAAGAGUUUGCUGAAGCUUUGAAGCUGUUAGAAAGCUUACUUAAAAUUGUAGACUUCGACGACCCAUUCAUUAUAGAGCAAUUACUUGCUCGUCGACCUCUAGAAUGGACUGGAUCCGCUUCUCUCCAGCCCAACCUUCUCAAUGGCCUUCGUUCCUCGGUCACAACCGCUCGGACUUUGAGAAUCCUGCAGUCUCUAUCGGAGUUCAAAGAUGCAAAGAUAAUCGAUUCAUCCAAUGGCCGCGUCCGUGACCUGUACACACUUUCUUUACCAUGGUGUCUGCACUCCAUGAUAGCCGAGAAAACUGGAGGCGACAAAUCCACAGAUGACGCGCUACGUCGAUUCGCUGAAAAUAUUGGUGAUCUAGCUAAACAAGAAGGUCGUGUCAGUAUACACAAAAUCAUGACUUCCUUCGCCAAAGGACACUUCAGGACGAAGGAUGACUUUCUUCGGCAGUCGGUUGCCAGUCUUAGGGAGCAUUACGGCGUCGAACAUUGGACUGAGAUCGUGACACUGCUGAUGGGACUCGUUCUCAAUCGGGAACGCUGGCUGCGCAUCCAAUCAAUGCAGAUCCUCAAAGUAUUAUUUCAGCAACGAGAGACCCGGAAUCCAGUAGAACUGCUGGGCUCUGAGUUACUUAUGCCGUUGUUGCGACUAUUAGAGACUGAUCUCGCGUCCCAGGCUCUGGAUGUUCUGGAGGAACCCAUGGCUAUGUCUGGUGGUUUGGCAGCUAAACAUGUGCUUCGUAUGAGCAUGCACAGCCGGACCCUCCCGAAUUCUCAGGAGGUCGAUUCAGUCGCCACUGUCUUUGGUGUACCCGAGGAGUCGGGUUGGUCUGUUGUGAAGGCAGACGAACUUCGAGAUGCCUGCCGCUCCAACUUGAUGGAAGUUUUUGAUACCUGUUCGAUGCCUACCCGGCCCUCACGAAUCGAAUUUGAACCAGAGGAAAUCGAAGUCCUUGCUGAACCGUCUCGUGUAGAAGACCUUGGUGGUCUGGUGCAGAACCUUCACGACCUCACAACAUUCUUCCAGGACGAUAUCAAACCGACAUCUAUGAAUGGCGCAGUUCCCAACAGAAGAUUGGAAGCUCGAGUAGCCGCGAUUCUUGCGAAGUCGACCGCGCAUGAGGAGACGGUGAUGGAUAUUCCUUCCACACCAUUUGUGGAUGUCUUUCGUGUGGCGGGUAUGUCAUCUGAUGAAGACUCGGACCAAAGUUCAGUCAAUAGUGACGAGGAACUUGACGCUUUUUAUUUUGAUUCGCCCACUGUAUAUCGUUCUGCGCCUAAUGGUUCUCACUUUCCUUGA
Molecule: messenger RNA, 7323 nt
Organism: Lentinula edodes (shiitake mushroom)
Lineage: Eukaryota; Fungi; Basidiomycota; Agaricomycetes; Agaricales; Omphalotaceae
Product: cell morphogenesis N-terminal-domain-containing protein
Exons: 8
Coding region: 1-7323 (2440 amino acids)
Biological process (GO): cell morphogenesis
Cellular component (GO): cell cortex; site of polarized growth
Source: RefSeq, a predicted model, not a curated record